Halteromyces radiatus is the source of this 1573-nucleotide messenger RNA. Its product is annotated as kinase-like domain-containing protein. NCBI's taxonomy places the organism in Eukaryota, Fungi, Mucoromycota, Mucoromycetes, Mucorales, Cunninghamellaceae. The record is from RefSeq and is a predicted model, not a curated record. The coding region runs from base 377 to 1573 and encodes 398 amino acids. Gene Ontology annotation, biological process: peptidyl-serine phosphorylation; peptidyl-threonine phosphorylation. Gene Ontology annotation, molecular function: ATP binding; protein serine/threonine/tyrosine kinase activity; protein serine/threonine kinase activity. The transcript has 4 exons.
GUCAUCAACUUCUUCUACUUCACCACCAUCACAUCCAUUGCAACGACGCAUAUCUUCACUACAUGAACGACUUCAGGAAUUAGUACAAGAUGAUUCAACCUGGAACGACACUUUGAAGCAAGAAGAUGAUGGUACAAUUGAUAAUGAAGUGGAAGAGGAAUGGCCAGAAGAGGAUGAAAAUUUGAACCCGACGUCAUCAACGCAUCAACAUAUAAAAGAUACAACACCAAAACAACAACAAAAACGACGAUUACGACGACUUCCGCCAUCAUCUUAUUCAUCAAGGACGGUACCAUCUGCAACAAGUACAUCGUCAUCAAUAUCACCAGCAUCAUCAUCAUUGGCAACAUCGACAACAACACUGGAAACCCCUUCCAUGCGACCGGCGAUGAGCCCACCCACCGCAUUCAGAUUAUAUCAACAACAUCUUUCACCAUUUGAACAACAUGAAAUUCUAAAGUACUCACAAAUUUACUUCGUCGGCCAUCAUACCAAAAACAAAUUCCAGGCGAAAAUGAAUGAACCAAACAACAAUUAUGGUUAUGACGAUGAACGUGGAGAUUAUCUUAUUGUACAAAAGGACCAUUUGGCUUAUCGAUACGAAGUGUUGGAAAUCAUGGGCAAGGGCUCUUUUGGUCAAGUUGUCAAAGCAUUUGAUCAUAAAUUAGGUACAACCGUAGCUGUCAAACUUAUUCGAAACAAGAAACGAUUUCAUGCUCAGGCAUUAGUGGAAGUCAAGACUUUGGAAGAUUUAUUGAAAUGGGAUCCUGAUGACAAGCACAACGAUGUACGAAUGACUGAUCACUUUUAUUUCCGAAAUCAUCUUUGUAUCGCCUUUGAAUGUCUCAGUAUCAAUCUUUAUGAUUUCAUCAAAAGCAACAACUUUCAGGGAUUUAGUAUGGGAUUGAUUCGCCGAUUCACUAUCCAACUAUUGAAUUCACUGGUGAUUCUUUAUCAACAUCAUUUGAUCCAUUGCGACUUGAAACCUGAAAAUAUUUUACUCAAACAUCCGACAAAAAGUACCAUCAAAGUGAUUGACUUUGGAAGUUCUUGUUUAGAAAAUGAGAAAGUAUAUACCUAUAUUCAAAGUCGAUUUUAUCGGGCACCUGAAGUGAUAUUAGGAUUGGACUAUGGCAUGGCUAUUGAUAUGUGGAGUGUAGGAUGUAUCCUGGCUGAACUAUAUACGGGUUAUCCUUUGUUUCCUGGUGAAAAUGAACAAGAUCAAUUGGCGUGUAUUAUGGAAGUUCAAGGUGUACCUUCUCGUUCUUUGGUAGAAAAAAGUACAAGACGUAAAGUAUUUUUUGAUUUUUAUGGUAACCCACGAAUCGUGCCCAAUAGCAAAGGCAAGAAACGAAAACCUGGUACAAAAUCCUUGGCUCAAAUUCUCAAGUGUUCCGAUACAAAGUUUGUUGAUUUUAUAGAUCAAUGCCUCCAAUGGAAUCCUGAUAGUAGGAUCAAACCUGAUGAAGCUUUCAAACAUGGAUGGAUUGCUAGACAACAACAACAACAACAACAACAACAACAACAACAACAACAACAACAACAACAACAACAACAACAACAACAACAAUAG